AGUGUGUGGAGUCUGUGGAGCGCGUUAUCAUCGCGCCACAGUGGCACGUCCCCCUUAUCUGCAGCCUGCGCGCAGCAACCCGCGGCCACCGCAGACGCACGGAGUAACAGCAGGGGGUGUGGGGGUGCAUCACGGGAGACGCACCAACACCUCGGGAAGAUGUCUGGCUUCGCUGGGAACGUGGACUGCGAGGAUUGUUUAUCUCCUGCACAUGUGGCCAAUAACAGCACGGAGCUGCACCUGCACCCAUCCACCGUGGAUGAGGACGACGAACUUCUCAGAUACAUCUGGAGAGAGUACUUACACCCCAAGCAGUACGAGUGGGUUCUCAUUGUGGCUUACAUUAUCGUGUUCUUCGUUUCACUCAUUGGAAACUCGCUUGUUUGUUUUGCAGUGUGGAAGAACCGGCACAUGCGCACCGUGACCAACUAUUUCAUUGUGAAUCUCUCCUUCGCCGAUGUCUUGGUCACCAUCAUCUGCCUGCCUGCCAGUCUCGUGGUGGACAUCACAGAGACGUGGUUCUUUGGAAACACUCUCUGCAAAGUUGUGCCUUAUCUGCAGACCAUCUCUGUUUCUGUGUCAGUCCUAACGCUGAGUUGCAUAGCCCAGGACCGUUGGUACGCUAUCUGCCACCCACUGAUGUUCAAGAGCACUGCCAAGAGGGCUCGCAAGAGUAUCGUAGUUAUCUGGGUUGUGUCAUGCAUCAUCAUGAUCCCGCAGGCUAUUGUGAUGGAGUGCAGCAGCUUGCUGCCUGAACUCACAAACAAGACCAGCCUGUUCACGGUGUGUGAUGAACAUUGGAGAGCUGAGAUCUACCCGAAGGUGUAUCACACCUGUUUCUUCAUUGUCACCUACUUUGCACCAUUAUGUCUCAUGGUCCUGGCGUAUAUCCAGAUAUGUCACAAGCUGUGGUGUCAACAGAUUCCCGGGAGCACAUCAGUGUUGCAGAGGAAGUGGCGGUCCAUCCAGUGCUCGGCCCCGGUGCCGGGCCCUGGAGAGCCUGUCAGGGUCAGGACCAGCACGGUUUGCGCAGAGAUCAAACAGGUCAGAGCUCGACGCAAGACAGCUCGGAUGCUGAUGGUGGUGCUGUUUGUUUUCGCCCUGUGCUACCUGCCCAUCAGCGUGCUCAAUGUCAUGAAAAGAGUCUUUGGGACUUUCAAGACCACCAAUGACCGAGAGAUGGUGUACGCGUGGUUCACUUUCUCACACUGGCUCAUCUAUGCCAAUAGUGCAGCAAAUCCCAUCAUCUACAAUUUCCUCAGCGGGAAGUUCCGUGGGGAGUUCAAAGCAGCGUUUUCUUGCCACUGUUAUGGCCAAGACCAAAAUCAAACACAGAGGAUACGGACCAGAACGAGCACAGAUAGCCGGAAAUCUCUGUCCACUCAAGUCAACAACAUGGACAGUGUGUCACGCAUUUCAGAUCAAAUAGUGUAGUCUUAUUAUCCAGGUAAGGGGCCGAUUCUAAACCAGGUUCAAAGGCUAAAGGUGAACAAACCUCUGAAAAGACAAGAAUCAGUGUCUCUAAACAGUGAAUUUCAUGCUUUUCUGGAAACUGGAAUCUCUCUUUUCUUUACAUGAUCAGGUACAAAGGACAUUGUAGUUCACAUAAACUUUCUAUUUAUUAUCAAUAAUAUUUAUUAUUCAUUUUGACGGUUAUUAUUUAAUUUCCACGUGACUUUGGGCACACAAAUAUUUUUGUAAAUGUAUUUAUUUUGUAUUUGUUAUAGUUAGUUCAGUGGAUUUUCUGUGGCAGGGAGUUGCAUUAGUGGGCAGGCUCUUCUUUGUUUUUAUUGUUUUAGUUAGUUCAGUGGCCAGAAUCAGUGUCGCAGAUCAUGCGAUUAUGGUUGUUUACAACAGUAGAAGAGCAGGUGUUUUAGAGAGUCGGUGUAAUUUUCCUCCUUAAUGAGCACACGUCCAUCUUCAGUUUUCAUUGUAAAUGUCCAUAAAGCUGCAUAAAUGGUAUGUAAAUGAUGCCAGAAUGUCAAAGAUCAUGAAUAUCAAUUAAAACAUAGAAUUUAUUAUAUUUAUUUUUUGCAGCUGCACACUAUGUUACUGUGUCCAGCACCAAUGUGAAAUUAAGUGUUUAACACCAGAAAUCAGGAAAUGAAGAACUUCUCCUCUGUUCUAAAGAACGGAUGCAUUUUUUAUCACUGGGGGAGAAGCGACGCCCGGCCGAUAAGAUCCAGCCCAGCAGCUGUACUGACAGAAAAACUGUGGGUGUCAUUGGAAUUAAAUAAAAAACAUUUACAAAACAGUACUAAGCUGCACUUUGAAACAUGGAAUGAAAAACAUAUUCCUGAAAUAUACUUAUAAAUCUACAAGAUCUAUUCUAAGAUAUAUUUAAAACAGUAUUGCCUGUUGACAUGACCCCUGUCAAGUUUUGCCUAUUUUCUUACUCAAUGUAUUUCUAUAUCAAACUGAAUAUUGAACUCAUUAUCUAAUUCAGUCAAUUCCAGGUCAGCAACAUUUGUUUGCAUGAGGCCUGUAAAUGAUAUUAAAAUAUUUCAACUGCAAAUUGCAAUCUUGUAGAAAGAUAAGCUAAUUUCCCAUCACAUUCUGAUUUACUUGGAGAGGCCGAUAUCGACGUGCGUAUCUUCAACUGAGAGUAAAAGUUUACAGCAUGUUUCUUUAAAUGAGACAUGUUUUGAACAGGCACCUUUGAUUUGGCAUUCAGUGAACGUACCUCAAGCUUCUUUGUUUUAUCAAGGAACUCUGCCAAAAAUAAUAAUUUCCCCUCCUUCUCCUUCUUCUUCUUCUUCUUCUUCUUCUUCUUCUUCUUCUUCUUCUUCUUCUUCUUCUUCUUCUUCUUCUUCUUCUUCUUCUUCUUCUAAAAGGAAGAAAUAUAAGCACAUACACUUUAGUAUAUUUUAUUACAGAAUAAUAUAUUGAUCCCAUGAAUCUUUUUGAAUGUAUUUGCAGGUAGCAACCCUGCAUAUGCAAUAUUGAGCAAGCUCAGAUUUAAAGUUGGCUAAAAGUUCAGGUUUUUAACAUAAUUUGAACGAUGCACCUGAGCAGUGGGAAUAAAAGAAACAGGAGUUUAAAUAAUCAUGUGAAUGAUCUGUAUAAAAAUAUGACUUUUGCUGAAUUUUAAAGUUUAAUCUUACAUUAACAUCAGCAAACUGUGCUCGCAUGUCUGAUGUUUUUGACGAGACUCUUGAUUCUUGGAUGUGGGAUCUUUGAAAAUCAAAGAUAUCUUAUAAAAUGCUCUUUUCCAACGCACAGUGUCCUUCAUCAACAAAGCCAUGCAAUGCAUUGGCCUUUACUUCCAUUUUUCAACAGUUUAACAAACACAUAUUUUCUUUUCAAGCUGAAGUCUAUAUCAACAUAUUGCAUUAGGAUAUUUGUCAUUCUUUUUAAAAUGUAUUGUUUAUUUAACUGUGGUUUUUAACUUUACUUGAAUUUGCCACGAGACUGAUUCUGUUCUCCUUUUGUUUAUUUGAGUAUUUUUUACUUCAGCUUGCACCAUGAUUCAUAUUUGCUGCAUGUUUUGAAUGUGCUCAACAAAUGAAUGGACUUGAUUUGAGCAUUUUACCAUAUGAGAGUCACUAUGUGUUGAUUAACAGUGAAGUGAGUGGGUUUUAAACAAAGCGUAUUAAUUAGCCUUCAGCUUACUUUUGAUCUUACACAGUUUAAUGUCAUUUUGAACGUUUAAGGUUCAUGUUUCCUACAUAAUAGUGUAAUUCUAUUUAAUUAUGCUGUUCUAGGAGAACAAGAUUUGCUCGGAACGGAUGACAAUAAAGAUAAUUUUCAAAAGAAUUCAAAAAAUACGUUGGAACCCAUACUUCAAAGGAGCGCGACUUCUGAAGUUUUGCUUCAUGUGGAUUAGUUUACAUACGUUUACUGUACCUCAUUUUAUUUAUUUAUUUAUUAGUUAUGGGCCACAUUUAAUAUGGAAUUAUGUGUAAUGUGAUGUUACAAAACAAAGAUUAGCAUAAAAAAGGUCCCAUUUAAAUCUGAUCAUUUUAAACUGUGAAACUGAACAUUUUUAAGCUGUGAAACUUCGUCAGAUCUCACAUCGUAUGUAAAAUCAUCUAUGAUCUGUAAACAAAACAAAAUGCUACUUUCAAAUGCUUUGAAACAGCAGUGAAGAGCUGUGGUGACAUGUCUGCUGUGAUGCAUUUGUUCCAUCUAAUGUGCAUAAACGGAGCACACACUGUAGCAACAGAGCUGAAUUUGUAUUUAAUGAUCAUUUAUGAGUAUAAUUUAACUUUGUCGUCAAUGCUUUGUCAACAUUUUGUGAAACCUCAAUGUAUUUCUUAUUUUUCUUUUGCAUUUGUUCUUGAAAGCAGCCGAUGCUUUUUUGUUUUUGUUUGAAUGCUGUGUUACAAGAAAAGUGUCAGUUCUAGUUUUAUAUCAUUAGCUUAACAGAAAGAAGAUACAAUUUCAGCACAACCAACAUUCAAUUUUGUAUUUUUGCGAUUGGACAAAAGUUUCAUCCAAUCAAUGGCUGUAGGGUUUUAGUGAGCUUAUAAAUCCCGUGAACCUCAAACUGAACUAACAAAAAAAGCCAGUAUGUUGAAAAUCGUCUCCAUUUCUGUCAUAUUCAAUACAGUGAUUUAUUUCUUUGGUAAAACACUUUUUGAUCUUCACCAUCCAUUCAUUUGUCCUUGACUCCACCUUCUUCGGACUCAGUGUUUCUGUUCUAUUGUGAGCUGUGGAUUGUUUAGUUGUGAGUUUAUUCCUCAUGUCUGUAUUCCUUCAAAUCAAUAAAAAAAGAUCUGCCUA
Hippoglossus stenolepis (Pacific halibut) is the source of this 4725-nucleotide messenger RNA. It is a transcript of the gene hcrtr2, whose product is annotated as hypocretin (orexin) receptor 2. Bases 160 to 1434 code for a protein of 424 amino acids. Gene Ontology annotation, cellular component: membrane. Gene Ontology annotation, biological process: feeding behavior; G protein-coupled receptor signaling pathway; circadian sleep/wake cycle process. Lineage: Eukaryota; Metazoa; Chordata; Actinopteri; Pleuronectiformes; Pleuronectidae. Gene Ontology annotation, molecular function: orexin receptor activity. The record is from RefSeq and is a predicted model, not a curated record. The transcript is spliced from 7 exons.